AACUCCAGGUAGAUCUGGUCACAAUCAUGGCAAGUUACAGAGGUAAUGAAGCGUCAACCCAUGUUUUGGUUCUGGAACACUGUUGCAAAUUAACUAGGUUUUUUAAAUUACCAAUUAGGUAUGCUUCAAUAUAAGGACUCUAAAUAGCCCACACCUUAGGACAAUGACCCCUAGGAAGCGUUAUACCUACUACAUUGUUUUCCUGGAAUAAUUCAUUAUUAGACUGCUGUGGGUCGCAUCUUGGAUCACACACCUGACAAAAGGACUCAAUAGAAGUAAGCCACGCUGCUUGGCUUUCUUGGGUUAUCCUGCGUCAUUAACUCACCGGGAUUACCAAUACAAACAUUCUUCUUUAAGCACAUGAAAUCUCGUGUGUUUAUUCGUUAAUCAUUUAUUUUACCAAUAAUUGUACGUACAAUAUUUUCAUUAAUUUUCAUAAUUAUUUUCAACAAUUAUUUAAUAUGGCGUUAAGCAAAUUGUUGGUGGUCGCUUGGGUGAUGUUGGUGUGUGUCUGGGGAGCUGGACCAGCUGGUGUCACCUCCGCCAUUCCCCACGCGAGUCCCAUCCAGCUCAACAUCUCCCAGGUUAACCUCUCCCAGGCCAGUCCUACCCAGCUCAACCUCUCCCAGGCCAGUCCUACACAGCUCAACCUCUCCCAGGCCAGUCGUCCUACCCAGCUCAACUCUCCCAAGCCAGCUAUACCCAGGUCAACCUCUCUCAGGCCAGGCCUUCCCAGGUCAUCCUCUCCCAAGCCUGCCCUAACCAGCUCAACCUCUCCAAUGCAAGUCCUGCCCAGGUCAACCUCUCACUGGCAAGUCCUGCCCAGCUCAACCUUUCCAAUGCAAAUCCUGCUCAGGUCAACCUCUCACAGGCAAGUCCUACCCAGGUCAAUCACCCUCAUAGUCAAAAUAUCCACUACCUUCCUCAAGGUCGUUCUGAUAAUCAUAUGCUCGCUGAUAACUCCCAAACGCUCACUAAAUACGAAGAGGACGAGAAGAAAUUUGUAAAAAAGUACCUAAGAAAACGCUGGCCAAAAAAAACAAUCCCAGUUAAAUUUGAUAGUAAGCAUCCCGUCAAGGACAAGCAGAUGGUUUAUCAAACAAUGGAUUGGUUCAAUGAGCUGACGUGUCUUUAUUUAUAUAAUAAGACUGGCAAGGGGUACCACGUGUUCGUCACUAGUAGUAAAAAAAAUGCUUGUUUUGCCACAGUGGGGUUCUCUAAAUCUAGAAAAGGUUUUCAGGAUGUGAAUCUAGGCGAUGGUUGCUUCUAUGCCCUUGGAGUCAUCGUCCACGAAUUCAUACACACCUCCGGUUUUUAGCAUCAGCAGGGGAGAACCGAUCGGGAUGAUUUCGUAAAAGUCUUUCCUAAAAGAAUGUUAGCCGGAAAAUCUGGCAAUUUCGCCAAAAGCAGCGGAAAGUUUGCAUUCUUGAGAACCCUCGGUCUCCCUUACGACUACAACAGUGUCAUGCACUACAGGCUCAACGCCUUUUCUAAGGGAGCCAAGUAUGGUAAAACUAUGGAGUUGACUAGGAACUUUUCUGGCUUUGUGGGACAACGUACCGGCUUUUCCCGCACCGAUCUUGCAGCCAUUAACCGCUACUACGAGUGUUGGGACUACUAUCUGGGUGACGAUAUCCCCGGCGCCGUUCCCUACGACGACUUCCACGCCAGAUACAUUGACCCAGACGAGAACAGGAAUGUGUCUGGUGCUCUCCUAGCCUGGAUCAUACGUAUGAAGUACGGAGUUAAUACUUUGUGAUCUUUUCUUU
Molecule: messenger RNA, 1769 nt
Organism: Cherax quadricarinatus
Lineage: Eukaryota; Metazoa; Arthropoda; Malacostraca; Decapoda; Parastacidae
Source: RefSeq, a predicted model, not a curated record